GAAUGGCAGAAUGGGGAAGUGGUUCAUUCAUCAUAUUAAACUUCUCUUCGUCUUCUUCCUCUUUAUCAUUGUCUAUACCCAUCUGUGGUUGAAUUGAAUUCGCAGAGAAACAAAGAGGGAGAGAGAGAGGGAGCGUUAGAAAGAAGAAAAGCAUUAGCUUUGGGAGGCUUUUGGUCUACUGGGUCUGUUUCGUUCCACAAAAUCACAGAGAGGAAGGCAAUGAAAACCUCUCUCAGAAAGUUGCGAGGUUUCGCACUUCACAAGCACGAUGCUAAGGACCGGAGAGAUCUUCGGCCUUUGCCCCAAUUGGACGAGCUAGCUCAGGCUGCACAGGGAAUGCAAGAUAUGAGGGACUGCUAUGAUAGCUUACUUUCUGCAGCUGCAGCCACAGCCAAUAGCGCUUAUGAAUUUUCGGAGUCACUGCGGGAAAUGGGUUCUUGUCUUCUUCAGAAAACUGCACUAAAUGAUGAUGAAGAAAGUGGUAGAGUUCUACUAAAGCUAGGGAAAUUGCAAUUUGAACUCCACAAACUUGUUGAUAGCUAUCGCUCUCAUAUCUUCCAGACAAUUGCAGUUCCAUCAGAAUCUCUUCUUAAUGAACUUCAAACAGUUGAGGAGAUGAAGCGUCAAUGUGAUGAAAAAAGAGAUGUAUAUGAGUAUAUGAUAAAGAGACAGAAAGAGAAAGGGAGGUCAAGAGGUGGAAAAGGAGAGAGCUUUUCUGUGCAGCAAAUACAAUUGGCUCGCGAAGAAUACGAUGAGGAGGCAACACUAUUUAUUUUCCGGUUGAAAUCUCUGAAGCAAGGACAAUCUCGUAGUCUUCUCACACAGGCAGCUCGUCAUCAUGCUGCUCAGUUGUGCUUCUUCAAGAAGGCACUUAGAUCUGUGGAGUCAGUAGAGCCACAUGUGAAAUUGGUAACCGAGCAGCAGCAUAUUGAUUACGAGUUCAAUGGGCUAGAUGAUGAAGGGGAUGGCAACAACGAUGAUGAUGAUAAUGACGAUGAUGAUAGCGAUGUGAAUGAUGAUGGAGAAUUGAGCUUUGACUAUGGACAACAUGACCAUGAUCAAGAUGUUUCUACAACGCAAAAUUCAAUGGAGUUGGAUCCGGUGGACAUUACCUUUCCUAAAGUAGCACAAGUGGAAGCUCUCAAGGACAGAUUCCGUAGGAAUUCAUUUUCCUUUAAGGGUAGGACAGCAGUCAGCCAAUCAGCUCCACUUUUUGCUGAAAAUAACUCAGAUCGAGCAGAAAAAAUGAGACAUAGGCAGCCAUCAUUCUCACGAAAGUUCCACUCGUAUGCACUACCUACACCAAUUGAUAAGAAGAGUUCAGUUUCUACGGGAUCAGAUAAUCCAGUGCCCCACACUGUACAGACAAGUUUAAGUGAGCGAACGCAGAAUUUGUGGCAUUCAUCACCUUUGGAACCAAAGAACGAAAAAGCCAUGGGAGAUAAGAAAGUUUCUGGAAUCAAUUUUAUGAAUGUGCAGUCAGUACUCAAAGAGAGCAACAAUAAUAUUGCAUCGCAUCGAUUACCCCCUCCUCUCUCAGGUCGGUAUUUGUUUUCGGAGCAGGUUCCACUGGCUGCUUCUGACUCGAAAGAAAGAAGAAGACAAGCAUUCUCUGGUCCAUUGACAAGUAAGCAUUGGGCUUCCAAGCCCGUCUCCUCAGAUCACCACCAAAUGUUUUCUGGACCUAUAUUACGAAAUCCAGUGUCUCAACCUCUGUCAUCUUCGCCUAAAGUAUCCCCAAGUGCUUCACCUACCUUUAUGUCCUCGCCUAAAAUAAGUGAGCUUCAUGAGCUUCCAAGGCCCCCUGCUAGUUCAACCUCUAAGUCUUCAAGACCUCUUGGUCAUUCAGCUCCCUUGGUUCCUAGAACACAAAUGCAAUCUGCAACAAAUAAACCAGCGGUUUCACCUACAGCAGCAGCUCAAUCUGCAACAAAUAAACCAGUGGUGUCACCUACAGCAGCUCCUCUGCCAACACCUCCAACUGUCGCCCGUAGUUUCUCUAUACCCUCGAGGGAUCCUGGAGCUAUGGAGUUUCAUGUAACCGAACCACGAGAAGGUUCCCCUGUUCCUGAAAUGGCUGAAGACAAUGGUUCACCUCCUUUGAGUCCACUAGCCUUACCUAACACAGCUAAGUGAUGGUCAACCAGCUCUGCAUUGUCACUUGGGCUGUUCAAUUCAGAGGUGGGGAUGGAUUAUUCAUUUCGUGGUGAUAUUUUGUUUCUAACUAGGCAACAAAUUGUUUUGGGGGGAGAAAGAUUGUGUUUUCUUCCACUCGUAGAGGUGCACAAAUGUAAAUAUAUCUUUGUCCAUGAUAUUUGUUAGUUGUUUAUUGCCAUUUUUACUAGCUAGUUAUUUUGUGUUAUUGGGCAUAUGGCAUAAAUUGUAAAAUAAUUGCCAUCUUGUUCCAUCAUCUGAGGAAUUUUGUAACAGUCCCCAGCAAUUAAUAGUUAAUAAUUCUUAUUCUCCCUUAUA
Messenger RNA from Prunus persica (peach), 2472 nucleotides. RefSeq lists its product as uncharacterized. The record is from RefSeq and is a predicted model, not a curated record. NCBI's taxonomy places the organism in Eukaryota, Viridiplantae, Streptophyta, Magnoliopsida, Rosales, Rosaceae. Bases 220 to 2136 code for a protein of 638 amino acids. The transcript has 11 exons.